Messenger RNA from Salarias fasciatus (jewelled blenny), 1631 nucleotides. It is a transcript of the gene cdipt, whose product is annotated as CDP-diacylglycerol--inositol 3-phosphatidyltransferase (phosphatidylinositol synthase). The record is from RefSeq and is a predicted model, not a curated record. Gene Ontology annotation, molecular function: CDP-diacylglycerol-inositol 3-phosphatidyltransferase activity. Lineage: Eukaryota; Metazoa; Chordata; Actinopteri; Blenniiformes; Blenniidae. Bases 131 to 769 code for a protein of 212 amino acids. Gene Ontology annotation, cellular component: membrane; Golgi apparatus. Gene Ontology annotation, biological process: phosphatidylinositol biosynthetic process. The transcript is spliced from 6 exons.
GGAAGUGUCCCGCUCUCGGUCCGCGCCCCUGCCGUUCUCUCCUCAGUCGCUCUGCAGCUCGUUCGAGCCACUGCUCUGCCUCCGCCCGCCCGCCCCCCCGCCCCCCCGCCGCCGAGAGCUCAGGGAGAACAUGGAGCCCGAGAACAUUUUCCUCUUCGUGCCCAACCUAAUCGGAUACGCCCGGGUGGUGCUGGCCCUGCUGUCCUUCUACCUGAUGCCGUGCUGUCCCUGGCCCGCCGUCUUCUGCUACCUGCUCAGCGCCCUGCUCGACGCGUUCGACGGCCACGCCGCACGGGCGUUCAACCAGUCCACCAAGUUCGGCGCCAUGUUGGACAUGCUGACGGACCGCUGCGCCACCAUGUGUCUGCUGGUCAACCUGUCGCUGCUCUACCCCUCCUACACCUUCCUGUUCCAGCUCAGCAUGUGUCUGGACAUCGCCAGCCACUGGCUGCACCUGCACAGCUCCACCGUCAGAGGAUCAAACAGCCACAAGACCAUUGACCUCUCUGGAAACCCGGUUCUGAGGAUCUACUACACCUCCAAGCCGGUGCUGUUCGUCAUGUGCGCCGGGAACGAGCUCUUCUUCUGUCUGCUCUACCUGCUGCAUCACAUCCCGGAGCCUGCAGCCUGGCUCUACUGGCUGCAGGGCGUCUGCGGCGUCAUCUGCCUGCUGAAGUCGGCCAUCAGCGCCGUGCACCUGGUCACCGCCUCGCAGAACAUGGCCGCCAUGGACGCCGCCGAGCGGGCCGGCGCCGCCAAGACGCAGUGAGACGAGACCAGCCGGGGCCGACGGAGGCUGACGGAGGCUUCAGACCACUCUAUGACCAAAUCAUGUCGGCGUGAGGAAGUCCAGCCCGGGGAGAAUCCAGUCCUGAUCCUUAAAGCUCGUUUUGAUCCUCAGCCUCGCCGUGUGAAAAUGGCGGCUUUUCCGUACUUGAAGCGACACGAAAAACGUCUUGAAACUCUUGAAAACCUGUUCAGUUUUGAGGGAUUUUUUUUUCUUUCUUUUGUCCAUCUGACAAACUCGCACCUGCUCAGACAUCAGCCUCUCAUUCACAACCAAUCAGCAAAUUCAAAUUAAACAGCCAGGCUGGGGGGCGGGGCUUAUGUCACUUAGAAUGAAUUGGGCGGGGCACAAAGGCCUGUUGUGGCCACUUUUAUUUAGGAAGCCCUGAACAAAAACAGAUUUACUUCUUAAUUUAUUUUCUCCUUGAGAUGAACUCAGACCAACUCUUCGUUCUGUAGCGGUUAGACUUUUAGUUGAGUGAAUGUGUUGACUAGUUUGGUUUCAGUGGUUGAAAGGCCGUGCUGGUGAGUAGCUGUGAGUCUCUCACUUUGGGGGGCGUUUCGGUUUUUAGUGAACUUCUAAGCUUUUCGUUUGUGAACCUCGUGCAGAGCACCAAGUAUUACUGUCCGUUUGUUUUUUUAAAAUAUAGAUUUUAAUAUGGAGCUCAUGUUCUAGAAUGUAUUACUUUGAAGAUGUAGACAUAUUUACAUGUGUAUAUAUAUAUUUAUAUAUAUAUAUAUAUAUAUAUAUGAUAUAUAUAUAUAUGUGUGUGUGUGUGUGAACACCACAGCCAUAUCUAAUGUUAUAUAUAAGAGAAAUAAAGUGGAGUCAUUUAAAUAUUUAA